This is a messenger RNA of Portunus trituberculatus (swimming crab), 4246 nucleotides long. RefSeq names its product protein toll-like. Bases 349 to 3033 code for a protein of 894 amino acids. The record is from RefSeq and is a predicted model, not a curated record. Gene Ontology annotation, cellular component: membrane. NCBI's taxonomy places the organism in Eukaryota, Metazoa, Arthropoda, Malacostraca, Decapoda, Portunidae. Gene Ontology annotation, biological process: toll-like receptor signaling pathway; immune response. The transcript has 6 exons. Gene Ontology annotation, molecular function: protein binding; transmembrane signaling receptor activity.
AGCGAGUCUGGCAGGGCAGUCAGCGAAACGCAACGAAAGUGUAAGGUGGUGGUGUCUGGCUCACUACCUCCCAUUUAUUACUUUUGUGUUGUGCUGCGGGAAACAGAAGUGACAUCGUUUGUUUUUAGAUGAGUGUGACAACCGGACUGUGAGAAGGAGGGAGGAGAAAGAACUGCGUUGGAAUGAAGGGCAUAGAGUGAGGGUGUCCUUGUGGGUCCAAGACUGAGGAUUCCCUGCUACUCUGCUCAACUCUCCUUCCCAAGUAGUUCCCUGGCCACUCACAGGAGGUCUUGGAUGAUGCAAGUACUGAGGCGACUAAACUGAAGACAGCAUAUCUUUGUGGCCACCAUGUUGCAGCAGAUAUUCUAUUUCACAGUCCUGGCGUGGAUGUGGAUUGCUGUUGAGGCAAUGGGUUGUGGGAUGUGUGAAGAGACUGUUCAGAAUUCUAUGACUUGUUCCAGUACAGCAGACCAAAAAGUAAAAUUUUCUGUGGAUGUGUCCUUGAAGGGAAAGAUUCGCUUGCAGUGUUUGCACUCCACAGAGGCUGACUACUCACUUAUGGAAGGUUGUGACUUCUCUUCAGUUACUCAUGCAGAAUUUCUUGGAUGUGCUCUUCCUAAUGUUUCAUAUAAGGAAGUCCUUUACAAAAUUGGUGUGAAUCCAGAAAGUGUUAGGUCCUUGGCUUUUUUGAAUGUGAGCAAGAAUGGCACAUUGUUGCAGCAGCAUCUGGAAGAACUGAAUGAUUUAAAGAUGUUGCAGGUGACGGGCAUACAUUCUGUAGCAAGUGAUGUAUUUAGAAGCACACUUAUGCUGGAGGCUAUAGAAAUUUCUGAUAGCACAAUGAAUCAACUUGGUGCAGACCUUUUCCAUAACAUGACAAAGCUUCAGAUAGUAAUGCUGCAACAUAACAUGCUAGAAGAGCUUCCAGAUAAGCUUUUCUCUGGCACUCCCAGUAUUCGUACUAUUCAACUCCAUAACAAUCAAAUCAGAACCCUCCAGGACAGUCUGUUCAAGGACUUGAAAUUUCUUACUACCUUGAAUGUUAGCAAGAACAAAUUGGAAAAAUUAUCUGGUGAUGUGUUUUCUGAAAACCAUAUAAUGGAAUACAUAGAUAUGAGUGAAAAUCUUAUAUCAGAGAUACAUACUGGAACUUUCACAAAUCUGCAGAAACUGAAGGUGCUCAACUUAGGCCACAACAGACUGAAGACAUUGCCUUGGGGUACACUGAAAGAAUGUCUGGAUCUGCAAAAACUUUGGCUCAACAACAACUUUCUGACCCAUCGUGGCAUCAGAAAUGCCUUCCCACGCAUGUCUUCACUAAGAUACUUGGACCUCGGUUACAAUAAUAUCAGCAUACGCAGCAUGAGUAACUUUGCACUGCAUAACCAAACUAAGCUGCAGUAUCUCUUCUUGAAUAAUAAUAAUAUAAGUAUAAUACCAGACAGUUUGAAUAAUGUCUAUGUGGACCUCGUGAGAGUUGACUUCUCAUGGAAUUCAUUUGAGGUUUUAAAUUAUACUUCCCUUAUCUUUCAAUCAAAUGUGGUGGAAUUAGAUUUCAAGUUUAAUAAUAUAGAGACUGUUGAUUUUACUUUUAGUUUUUCAUUGCAUAAAAAGAAAACAAUGACCCUAGCCUUGGAAGGAAACCCAUUAUUGUGUCAUUGCCGCACUUAUGGCUUCCUGAGGAUGUUGCAAGGUUUGCCAUUUGUGAGAGUAAACAAUACAAUGGAAAUCACUGUAAAAGACAUUGAAGAAGCAUUCUGUCAAUUGCCCAGUGGUGAGCUUGUGAACUUGAUGGAGAUGCAGACAGAAACCAUCACAUGUCGGUUAACUGCUGAUGAUGUUUGUUCCUAUGAUUUUAGACUCUUUGAUGGGAGGAUAGUCAUUGAUUGCUCCUAUCAGAACCUUAAGUCAAUAGGGUUCCUCAAUCUUUCCAAGUCAAUAGAGUUCCUUAAUCUUUCCAAGUACAAUAACAAUAAACCUAACUACACUCUGAUCCUGGCAAACAACAGACUUACAAGCCUCGCUGGCUUGCAGAUCUAUACCAAUUUGCUCAACCUUGUAGUGCCAUAUAACAAACUAUCCAGCAUCAAUACGUCUCAUCUUCCACCCAACUUGAAGGCCCUGGAUGUGCGAGGUAAUAAUCUCACUAACUUGUCACCAGCCAUCCUCGACUAUCUAAAUGCAACUGACAUGAGCCUCAAGCUGGGAAGUAACCCAUGGCACUGCAGCUGUGACAUGCUAGAUCUGUUUCAAUUCCUCCACGUCCCAUCUCGUAAGGUGAAUGACUUCACGGAACUGCAGUGUGAGAGCGGAGAGCUGGUGAUGGACCUGAGCGAACAUGACCUUUGCCCGUUCUUCAUGCAGCCAAUGGUCAUUGUCACCAUAGUGGUCAUCCUCAUCCUUCUCACCAUCUUCAGUAUUCUUGGGACUGUGAGCUUCUACAAGUACAAGCAAGGCAUAAAGGUUUGGUUGUAUGCCCACCACAUGUGUCUCUGUGCCAUCACUGAAGAUGAACUGGAUGCAGACAAGAAGUAUGAUGCAUUCAUCAGUUACUCUCACAUGGAUGAAGAGUUUGUGAUGAAGGAGCUGGUGCCUGGCCUGGAGUGCGGGGAGCCUAAGUACCGUGUGUGCCUCCACUACCGGGACUGGGUGCCCGGGGAGUACAUCCAGAACCAGAUCAUGCAAAGUGUGGAGGCAAGCCGGCGCACCAUUGUGGUCCUUUCAUCAAGCUUUAUUGAGAGUGUUUGGGGGCAACUGGAGUUCCGUGCAGCUCACUCCCAGGCCCUGCAGGACCGCACCAAUAGGCUCAUCAUCAUUGUCUAUGGCAAGAUCCCAGCAGAGUCUGAGCUGGAUGAAAAGUUGAAGUUGUACAUCACCACAAAGACUUAUGUGCGCUGGGGUGAUAGCAAGUUUUGGGAUAAACUUAGGUACAUCAUGCCCCAUCCACCAGAUCUUGUGCAGAAAAAACGUAACAAGAAUAUCGAUAAUAAACUAGAACUUAGUAAAUCACCCCCAAAGCAGAGCAUGUGUUGAGAAAACUGCUUUUGACAAGUGAUAAAUAAUUAUGCAAAUAUUUUGGCCAAAUUUCAUCACUCAUAAGUUCAUGAUGCAACCAACCGUUAGUCUGGAAUUGAACCAGACUUGAGUCAGAGCAGGUUUGCUUCUUGAAAAAAGGGGUUUGCACUCUCUGGUGAGCAUUCCCAACUUUUUGUUCAGCAGAGUCAGCUGUGGAAGCUCACUUUGGGUGCUGUGGUACAUGUAUUAACAAACCACAUGAUUCAUAUAUGAUGAGACAGCAGGCCCUUAAAUAUCAGAUAGUAAACAUCUGAUGUCAGUAAAUAUUGUUGUCAAUAAUGUCUAAUUUGAUUCAUCUCUAUUAGAAUUUUGCUCAGUAAUCAUGAUUAUCAUAAGAAUUUACUAUUUUGCUCAGUAAUCAUGAUUAUCAUACUCUUAAGAUGUUUUAUGCUAAGAUAGUGAUGGAGCUGAAUAUGGAUAUGGUGUUUUAAGGCCAGAGACUGUGAUGGCGAUGGAGCUGAAUAUGGAUAUGGUGUUUUAAGGCCAGAGACUGUGCUGCCAUCAGCUUCUUCAAAUGUUGACCAUGUUGGCCAAAACAAGUACAGUAUAGCUUGUCUUGUCCUAAGUACAGUAUUGAGUGCUCCAGUGACAGUAAAGGGCAAGUACAGUGUGGAUUACACCCUGCAUGUACUAAGCAGGGUUUUUUUUUUUUUUUUUUCAUGUCCUCUUGUUUCUCUUCAUUCAAUGCAAGUAGGUUAGAUCUUCCUUAUCUACUUUUUUUUCCAUUCCAAUAUGUAAAGUGCAAUUAUAUACAUAGUAUAUCGCUACUCUUGUCUAAUUUCCAAACUGCAGUUGUCUCCUAGAUUGUCUCUCCUUGUAUUGCAAUCCUGAUAUCGUCAAGGUUGCUGCUCUCUGUUGAGGCGUUCACGUUCCAACAUUACGUGCUUUUUUUCAUGCGUUGACCAAGUUACUGCUGCACAUUCUAAUCGUGUGUGUGUGUGUGUGUGUGUUUGGGAGGGGGCUGCGUGCGUAUUGCAAAAUCACAGGAGUGAUAUAUUUCACAGUCUCCAAUUCUCUUACACAUUACAGGCUGUGAUAUUAGUUUAUAUAUUUUACAAUUGUAAAGUUGUUUGUAUAUAUGAUAACAGUGAUACAAUUAGAUUAGCAGGAAAAAGAGCCUGCAAACAAAUGUACGGAUUCUCAUUUUUAUCUGAAUAAAAAACUAAAAUGA